UAUCGCUAACCCUUUACCCGUUCAUUCAUUAGUUGACCACUGAUCCAAAUGAUUUGAUUGUGGCUCAACCAAAGAAGAGUUUCAUUCCAACCAUUAUUAUUCAAGCCAUCUCGCCACGCCGUUUCAGGUUAGGGAGAGUUACACCUCUGCUUCUCUAGUGGCCGUUUCCGUGGGACAAAGUAGCCAUUCCUCGUCUUCUUCUCUAGCUGUGGCAUUAGUGGCUGAGAGGAGAGGAAGGCAUGCGAGAGAAGUGACAAGCUAGAGCAAUGGAAAGUUCUUUCAUUAAUCUAUUCGUGAAAGACUUGAGUCACGCGUACGCAAACACAUACCCAACGACAUCAUAGGAAAUUAGAUCCUUUGAACCGAAAGUCAAAGACCCGUUCCUGCAUAUCGAACUCUCAAAGGACGCUAUUCUUAUUGGCCCAUUUCAUCCCAAAGAGACCUUCACAACCAGCCAUCCCCUAGCUUGAAGGAGGAUUGAUGAAUCACCUGGGGGAACCCACUCCUCUCCCUUCGGUCCAGUAUAUUGCAUUCCUCAGGAAAGACCAUCAAUAAUGACGCCUCCCGUUUGAGGCAAGAAAAGAAUUGCGCGGAAGGUCCCGUCCCUGAAUACCAAGAACAUAGCAACAAGGAAAGCGACUAAUUGGUUACGGGAGAGAGAAAACACGAAUUGAUUUCAGAGGAACACGAUGACGAUUUUAGAGGGGCGGUUUCAAGGAACGAUGAGAUUGUUGUGAGGGAGAGGCAAAGGUAGGAGCGCCACCUACAUCGAAGGGAAGGAGAGAGAGUAUUUUUUUUUGGCCAAAGAUAUCUCCGUAAGGAAACAACAAAGAUACGACAAUAUAAAUACCAUUGCAGGGUAGGCCACUGCCCACUAAAUGGAACUAAGAAAAAAAUAUUGGUCCACAAGUUUACGAACCAACUCAACAAGUGUAUUUUUUACCACGGAAAAGAGAGCCCUGUUAUACCUGCGCGGCACAAAAUGAAACGUUCCAUGCUGUAAAGAUGUACGCGACACCUGGAUUUCCUGCAGGCUAGCUCAGCCCAUCGCGUGCGACGAAUCAAUCGCAUUAACUAACCGUAUGACAACUUGCGGAUGACCACAAAACAAAUAUAUUAGUGUAGGAAAGCACUAGAACAACAAAGAGCAUCACGAAGAGCAUAGAGCUCAAUGACGAUGAGUCAGAUAUUGCUCGACUAGUCGCACAAAUGCGGUUUAGAACAAUCAUAUGUUCUAGAAAUAAAUUCCUCUUCAAAUAAAACAAAUGCUUUAGUUUAUGAACAGAAAAUUAAAAUUAGGAUGACCAAUAGUAAUUUUAGAAUGAGUUUACCGUUGGAGAUUUUUUUUAUUGUUCCUAAUCAGCAAUACCUACAUAAUUGAGGAUAAACACCUUACGUGGAGCAUUCUAAUUUGAUGGCCGACCUACAGAAAUACGAGCCUUCUUUUCUACAAAUGCCGAAAUUUUUUGUCUCAAAAUUCAAUGUGUUCAUAAUUCGUAACCCUGUCGUUAAGCUUUCCUACGCGUUCGGGUUUCUCUCCCCUCUCACCAGUCAUCAUCACCGCCAUUUUUCCUCCUCCAACUACCUUUGGCAAAAGCAGUACAGUUGAGACUCAAUAAUCCCUCCACUUUCUUUUCUCUGUCUUUUCUCUUACCAAGUUACUUCCCGGGUACAUUUGCCGCGGGGAAUCGGCAGAUCUUGGCGACUCGUUUUUCAAAUGCAAAUCAACUGACCGCCGGGACAAGGAAAAAGGGUAGCCGGAGGCAGGGAAAUUCUGUAACGAUUAUGGAGAACGGAACCGCCGCGGAGAACGGGACCCUGGAUAACGCAGUCUGCUCGUCGGAGUCGGCAGACGGAAGCCGGGAUGUCUGGAGCUGUAACGAAUCCGAUUCUUCUUCUGCUGAUCAUCUCGUUGUCAUGGUCCACGGUAUACUCGGCAGCUCCAAUGACUGGAAGUAUGGGGCUGAGCGGUUCGUUAGGAAUCUGCCGGAUAAAGUGUUUGUUCAUUGUAGUGAAAAAAACAUGUAUAGGCUGACUCUCGAUGGAGUGGAUGUGAUGGGCGAACGGUUGGCUCAGGAGGUCCUUGAAGUGAUUCAAAGGAAACCGAAUUUACGGAAGAUUUCGUUUGUUGCACAUUCAGUAGGAGGGCUAGUUGCAAGGUAUGCUAUCGGGAGAUUGUAUAGGUCCCCCAGAGAAGAAGAUGCAGGGGGUCCAGAUGCUGAUCAGAAUAAAGAAGAGUCGAGGGCCACGAUAGGUGGCCUGGAGGCUGUCAAUUUCAUUACUGUUGCUACCCCUCACCUUGGUUCUAGGGGCAAUAAGCAGGUACCAUUUCUUUUUGGCUUAAAUGCUUUGGAAAAAGUGGCAGGUCUUGUCAUUCAUUGGAUAUUUAGGAGAACAGGUCAACAUCUAUUUCUUGUAGACAACGAUGAGGAGAAACCUCCAUUACUUAAGCAGAUGAUAGAAGAUUGUGGUGAUCUUAAUUUCAUGUCUGCAUUGCGGACAUUCAAACGUCGGGUGGUAUAUUCAAAUGUCGGCUAUGACCACAUUGUGGGGUGGAGAACAUCUUCAAUUAGGAGGAAUAACGAACUGCCAAAGUGGGAGGAUUGUUUAAAUGAGAAAUACCCACAUGUGGUUUAUGAAGAACAUUGCAAGGCCUGUGGUGAAACUGAUCUGGCUGAACCCUUGUCAACAGAAGAUGAUAAAUUUGACAAGAUUGAAGAGGAGUUAGUGGCGGGUUUGUCACGAGUGUCAUGGGAAAAGAUAGAUGUUAGUUUCCACACGAGCAGACUGAGAAUAGCUGCUCAUAGUGUUAUCCAUGUGAAAGAUGAGAGCUUGCACAUAGAAGGAGCAGACGUGGUCCAGCACAUGAUAGACCAUUUUGUUCUGUAAGCGGAUAUGCUAACUUUACUGUGAGACAGGGAACAGAAGGUGCUGUGACCUUCCAUCCCAUAUAUGCGCCAUUGUAUCUUUUUAUCUGGAAAAAAGUGCGACUCUGAGUGCUUGCAGGUCGUCGUUCUGCCGGCUGAAGCUCGAGCGAUGCUGAGAAGUAAUGGGAAUUUUUGUAUGUUUGUUUACGAACUGAUGUAUUAUAAUUGUUAUAUAUGUGGACAAUAAUGAUAUGAAAUAAGU
Linum trigynum is the source of this 3129-nucleotide messenger RNA. Lineage: Eukaryota; Viridiplantae; Streptophyta; Magnoliopsida; Malpighiales; Linaceae. The record is from the annotation of a GenBank genome assembly.